Messenger RNA from Choloepus didactylus (southern two-toed sloth), 2012 nucleotides. RefSeq names its product RNA binding motif protein X-linked (gene RBMX). Gene Ontology annotation, cellular component: spliceosomal complex. Bases 153 to 1328 code for a protein of 391 amino acids. Gene Ontology annotation, biological process: positive regulation of mRNA splicing, via spliceosome. Gene Ontology annotation, molecular function: RNA binding. The record is from RefSeq and is a predicted model, not a curated record. NCBI's taxonomy places the organism in Eukaryota, Metazoa, Chordata, Mammalia, Pilosa, Megalonychidae. The transcript is spliced from 9 exons.
CUCGUUGCGCAGAAGUGCUGGCGGUUUUCCUUUCCUGUUCUCCGACUAAACCCGGCAGCCUUCACGCGUGCUGAACCUCUAGGAAGCGCCUGUCGGCGAACUCAUAGGAGCUUCAAACCGUGCUCACCUUGCUCCGCUUCCGGCGGUCAAAAAUGGUUGAAGCAGAUCGUCCAGGAAAGCUCUUCAUUGGUGGGCUCAACACAGAAACAAACGAGAAAGCCCUUGAAGCAGUUUUUGGCAAAUAUGGACGAAUAGUGGAAGUACUCUUGAUGAAAGACCGGGAAACCAACAAAUCAAGAGGUUUUGCAUUUGUCACCUUUGAAAGCCCAGCUGAUGCGAAGGAUGCAGCCAGAGACAUGAAUGGAAAGUCUUUAGAUGGGAAAGCCGUCAAGGUGGAACAAGCCACUAAACCAUCAUUUGAAAGUGGUAGACGUGGACCACCUCCACCUCCAAGAAGCAGAGGCCCUCCUAAAGGUCUUAGAGGCGGAAGAGGAGGAAGUGGAGGAACAAGGGAACCUCCUUCACGUGGAGAGCACAUGGAUGGUGGUGGCUAUUCCAUGAAUUUUAACAUGAGUUCUUCCAAGGGACCACUUCCAGUGAAAAGAGGACCACCACCACGAAGUGGGGGUCCUCCUCCCAAAAGAUCUGCCCCCUCAGGACCAGUUUGCAGCAGCAGUGGAAUGGGAGGAAGAGCUCCUGUAUCACGUAGAAGAGAUAGCUGUGGAGGCCCAGCACGAAGGGAACCCCUGCCCUCUCAUAGAGAUGUUUAUUUGUCUCCAAGAGAUGAUGAAUAUUCUACUAAAGACGGCUAUUCAAGCAGAGAUUACCCAAGUUCUCGUGAUACAAGAGAUUAUGCACCACCACCAAGAGAUUAUACAUAUAGUAAUUAUGGUCAUUCCAGUUCACGUGAUGACUAUCCAUCAGGAGGCUAUAGUGAUGGAGAUGGCUAUGGUCGUGAUCAAGACUAUUCAGAUCAUCUGAGUGGAGGGUCCUACAGAGAUUCAUAUGAGAGUUAUGGUAACUCACGUAGUGCUCCACCUACACGAGGCCCCCCCCCAUCUUAUGGUGGAAGCAGUCGCUAUGAUGAUUACAGCAGCUCACGUGACGGAUAUGGUGGAAGUCGUGACAGUUACUCAAGCAGUCGAAGUGAUCUCUACUCAAGUGGUCGUGAUCGUGUUGGCAGACAAGAAAGAGAGCUUCACCUUUCUAUGGAAAGGGGGUACCCUCUUCCACGUGAUUCCUACAGCAGUUCAAGCCACGGAGCACCAAGAGGUGGUGGCCGUGGAGGAAGCCGAUCUGAUAGAGGGGGAGGCAGAAGCAGAUACUAAAAUCAAACACAACUUUGGAUCAAAAUCCCUGUUCAAAGAAACAAAGUGGAAACUUAUAACUACCCAAGGACUACUAAGGAAAAAUUGUGUUACCUUUUUUUGAAGUUCCUGUUAAGUUCUCCUCCAUAAUUCUUAUGUUCUUGUGAGGAAAAAGUAAAACUUGUUUAAUUUUAUUUGAUUUAUGACAUUGCUUUCAACAAGCAAAUGUUAAAUGUGUAAGACUUGUUUAUUAGUGUUGUAAUUUUCCAAGUAAAAGUGUCCCUAAAGGCCACUUUAUAUCUGAUUUUUCCCAGUAAAUGUGGCAAGCACUCCUAAGAGCUUCCAUAAACAUCUAGCCAUCUAAAAUGGAGAGAUGAGUCUUUCUGCUUAUACAAACAAGCUAGAUAUUAGAGGGUGGUUGGGGUAAUGCUACUCUUAGGAUUUCAGGAUGUCUUCAAACUGAAAUCUCAGUGUCCUCAGUAUGAAAAGCCUGAGAUCAGAUGCUUAGGUAAGGAAAAUGCUAUUCACCCAGUAAACCCAAAAAAGCAAAUGGAUUAUGCUGGCCAUAUUUUGCUUUUCUGAUGUUUUCUUAGGAAUCUGCAAGAACCUCCCCUUUCCCCCCUCCCCAAUAAGACCAUUUAAGUGUGUGUUAAACAACUACAGAAUACUAAAUAAAAAAGUUUGGCCAAAACUAACCAUGAAGCU